This is a messenger RNA of Laetiporus sulphureus 93-53, 1035 nucleotides long. RefSeq lists its product as uncharacterized. The record is from RefSeq and is a predicted model, not a curated record. Lineage: Eukaryota; Fungi; Basidiomycota; Agaricomycetes; Polyporales; Laetiporaceae. The transcript has 4 exons. Bases 1 to 1035 code for a protein of 344 amino acids.
AUGGGGUUGCCAGUCGUGGCCACGGUCUGUGCUGCGGCGGCGAUGUGCACGACCUCCCUUCGUUUGUGGUAUCGGUACAGCCGAAGACACUUGGGAUACGAUGACGCCUGGGCUGCAUUGGCGCUCGUGACUUACUGCUUCCUGCUUGCGGGUGCAUAUCUGCGAUCGGACCGCACGGCCACGUACGAGCAGCGGGUCACUGGGUACUUUAUGCUCAACGCGACGUUCACCACGGUCAUAUGGUUCGCGCGGCUGAGCAUAUUGUUCUCGAUCAUGAGGAUCAUUCCGACUCUCAUGGUUCUGCGGCGCUACGCGUACGCAGCGGCUGUCCUGUUCCUUGCAGAGUGGAUUGUCCUGCUGGUCCAGAAGACGUGGACAUGCGAGCACUAUGAUGCGUGGAAGACCGACCGCGCAGCGCAGUGCGUCAUGGGCAAUGCCGUCGGUGCGGUCGAGUUGGCCACGGACAUCUCCGCCGACCUCAUUCUGGUCAUCCUCCCCAUCCGUCUGUUCUGGGACAUCAGCAUCUCCGAGCCGCGGCGCAAGCUCCUCAUCACCAUCUUUUCCGCAAGCCUCAUCACCACCGUCGUCAGCGUGGUCCACGACGCUUACGAGCUCGGGCCCGACCGCAACGCCGAGGCCAUCGCCGCACACGUCGAGGCAUCCACCUCACUCGUCAUCUGCAACCUCGCCGUGCUCGUCACCUGGCUCGUCCGCGCGAUCCGACAAAUGGAGGACGUCGAGUCCGGCAGGACAUCCGACUACACGUCGAGCAACAAGCAUCGGCGCAACAAGAGCGGGCGCGACGGCACCGGCACCCGGCUUACGACCAUUCGCUUCGAACAGCCUGCGAUCGUGCUCAGUACGAUGGACGAGUCCGCGAGCGACGCGUGCUCCAGCAAGACCGCCGCCGCCGCCGCCGCCGUGCGCGGCGAGCUUGAGGACCUCGCCCUCGAUCCGGCCGCGGUGUCGUUUGCGGAGGUGAAGAAGCAGAAUGAGCAUCGCGAUAGCUAUGGCGAUUCGGUCAUAUCAAAAUGA